CCGUGAUUCGUGAAUCGUGAUUCGUCUUCGUUUGUCGUCGAGUGUUGAUGGUUGAAGUGGUAUGUAAAAUUAUCCCCGGCUUUUGUCUAAAAUCGGGAUAAUUGCAAUUAAGUAGAACAAGUAUUACUUUAAAGCAAACACAUAUCAUGCAGAGUGUAAUAAACACUGUGAAGGGUACAGCCCUGGGAGUUGCGGGAUAUUUGACUCCGGUCCUGAAGGAAUCAAAGUUCCAAGAAACAGGCGUCCUCACUCCUGAGGAGUUUGUAGCAGCUGGAGAUCAUCUAGUGCACCACUGUCCUACUUGGCAAUGGGCAAAGGGUGAGGAAGGCAAAAUUAAGCCUUAUUUACCAGCCGAUAAACAGUUUCUAAUCACAAGAAAUGUGCCUUGCUAUAGAAGAUGUAAACAGAUAGAGUAUUGUGAAGACCAUGAGAAGAUAAUAGAAGAUGAGCAAGAUGAAGAUGGGGGCUGGGUUGACACACACCAUUAUGAUUCUGCUGGCUCACCUACUAUCGAGGAAAAGGUGUGUGAAAUGACCUUAGAGGCAGCCGAGACAGGUGACAGUGAUGAAGCAGCAGGGGACCCUGAUGACGACGAUGAUGAUGGCGAGGAUGGCGAGGCAGAGGAUAUGGAAUUAUUUCAGGAAUCAGGACUACUGGAUGAGGUGGAUCCAUCGACAGCCCUAAGCAGUAAAAAGCCCACCGAAGAAGGAUCGCGGCGAGCGGCUUCCGGCAGUGGAGACGAAAUAGUACGUACACGCACCUACGACUUGCAUAUUACGUACGACAAAUAUUAUCAGACGCCAAGAUUGUGGCUCAUCGGAUACAAUGAGGAGCGUAAAUUGUUGAGCGUAUCUCAAAUGUACGAGGACGUAUCUCAAGACCACGCCAAGAAGACGGUUACCAUGGAAACGCACCCUCAUCUCUCGGGGCCUUCGAUGGCGUCUGUCCAUCCUUGCCGACACGCAGAAGUAAUGAAGAAGAUAAUAGAAACGGUGACAGAAAGUGGCGGCGAACUUGGAGUACAUUCCUAUCUCAUUAUCUUUCUCAAAUUUGUACAAACUGUUAUCCCAACCGUUGAAUAUGAUUUUACACAGAAUUUCACUAUUCACUAAUACCUAUGCGCCGGCGUAAAGUAUUCGUACGUGCUUAAAUCGCUUUUCGGCCAGUAUAUCCUACGAACCAUCGACAAAAUGCCAGUAGUUCAUUGUUAUGGGUCAUUUCAAUGUCUUAAUACUACGGCCAGGUGCUAUAUUCACAAAUCAAAUUUUAAAAUGACUGUUUACGCCUACUUAAAGCACCCGUCAUGUGGUGUUUAUGUUGCAGCUAACUAGACUAAUUAGCCGUUCAAUUAAACAGCUUGGCUUUAUUUGACUUAAGCGAUUUAAUUUUAAAAUAAAUAUUUUUUAUGUAACACACUUCAUCUUUUUUAUUUCUGUCAAAUAAUGACUCGAUCGUACGAAUUGCGUUAGGUAACGGUUGAAUAUCUUUUAGGCCGUUAAGUUAAAUUGCUAGGCUGAUAAUUAACGGCAAAUUAAACUAUUUGGCUGCGACAUUUACAAUCUAAAACUAUCUUUCAAUUUAAUCCUAAUUCAUUAAAAUAUAAGAUGUUGUUAAUCCAAUUUUAUUACCGACAAAUAAACAAGGGUAUUCGAUAGUUUCUUCAUUCGUAAUCCGGCUCGAAGGACUAAAAUUUUAAAAAGUUUUUUUAUAUGAAAAUGUCUUGGCUUGGAAAGAUUGACGGAAUGAAUAAUAAAUAUUUGUUUUAAUGCUAUUUUUUAAAGAUAUAGAUAUUGUAAAAAAAAUACAAUUUAUACAUAGCAAUGGUUACAGUAUUUUAGAUACAGCAAUGGACGUAACAGUUGUUUCAAAGUUUGAUUUUAAAAUAAAUAAAAUUGACCUUGAAUAACGGAAGCCAUUGUUUUGUCCUUAUCGCUCUUGUAGCGUUUGUGAAUAAUAAACGUGAUAAGACACUAUUUGAUGAGACUUUUUUAAUAAGGCCGACGUAUUUGCAUCAAAUUUAAAUAUUUUGGACCCUGUUUUGUUUAAAGCACAAUUAUGUUUUUAUCGUCGUAAUAGAAAGAAAUAUGUGAUACUAAAUAAAUGGAAUAUUUUAAAACAAAGCCAAUGAUGUUGCAUUUCUAAAAUAAUUUAGCUAAAGUAAUCCCUCCCCCAACCCCCUUUUCGCGUUUUCAUAUAAUGCGGAGAUUUCUGUUGUGUUAAAUUUGUAAAGUCCAUCAUUAGUUUUGCGUAUCUUUGCACCUACUUCAGUUGUAUUAUAAUCAACUAAUUAACUUUACUAAAUUUGUGUUCCUAGUUUUUCUAUUCUUGUUAAAAAAGCGGUUUUAUCAGAAUACGUGAUUUCCUUCAUAUCCAUGUAACUAACGUACAAAAGUGCCAAUCUCAAUAAUUAAACACUCAAUGCGUUUAUACAAGUGAAUCAAAAUGUUAGAAAUUUUUUUAAGACUCGGGUUUUUAAUUAUUGAGAAUGAAAGGUUAAGGUAGCGUUUUAUGGACUUUUAUGUCCUUUAAGAAAAGUCCGUACCAAUUGUUAAAAAGCCGGCAACGCACUUGCGAGCCUUCUAGCAAUGUAAGCGUUCAUGGGCGGCGGUAUCCGGUCAGGUAGCAGGAAAAUAAGCUAUAACAAAAUAUUCAUGAAAUGAUUGUAUACUGUUAUGAAUAAAAUUUAAUUAUUUUUACUGAAUUGUCGCUAUUUUGUAUGGAUAAACAAGGAGUGAGUCCUCGGACGCAUAGGACAUUCGAGUGGAAGAGGAUUAGGCGCAAGGGUACAAUAAGCGUAAUGGAACAAUGAGUCAUGCUUUUUUUUGUGCGUGCAGCUGGCGUUCAUCGAUUUAUUAGACGUCACGUCAAAAAUAUAAUUCAUACUGCACAGCAAUUUAAUACAAAUUAAUUACUAAAAUUCUUCUAAAUUUUGAAUUAAUAUGAAAUCAAUAAUUGAUAGUUAUUUUAAUGUAGUAUAUGCCAUAAAUAUUUGUAAAUAUGGAUCUCACGCUUAGAUCAAUUUAUUAUCAAGCUUAUGUACAUGCUUGAUUGUGUUAUUGAAAUAAAUUAUGUUUAUUUUGCGA
This is a messenger RNA of Pieris rapae (cabbage white), 3083 nucleotides long. RefSeq names its product ubiquitin-like-conjugating enzyme ATG3 (gene Atg3). NCBI's taxonomy places the organism in Eukaryota, Metazoa, Arthropoda, Insecta, Lepidoptera, Pieridae. Gene Ontology annotation, biological process: autophagosome assembly; autophagy of mitochondrion; nucleophagy. The record is from RefSeq and is a predicted model, not a curated record. Bases 147 to 1112 code for a protein of 321 amino acids. The transcript is spliced from 7 exons. Gene Ontology annotation, cellular component: cytosol; cytoplasmic ubiquitin ligase complex. Gene Ontology annotation, molecular function: Atg8-family ligase activity.